GGAGCCCCAUCAUUCAUUGCGGCCACCAAAGCCACGCUACGCAACAAGGAUUGCAUUGUGCGCUUGCCGCAGCGGCUGCUUCUUCCCAGCCUAAUCUUGUGGCUAGAUAGCUAGGUUACCUGUUGGGAUCGGAGGUUCUGUCCCUUGACCAUAAUGUGCGGCGGAGCCAUCAUCGCCGACUUCGUCCCCGCCGGCGCCCGCCGCCCGGCGAGCUCCGCCGCCGCCGACAGCGUCUCCGCCUCCAUCCUCUCCGGCGACGGGGAGCUCAUGGUCGAGCCGGCGGCGAGGGCGCCGGCGCCGGGGCGCAAGACGGCGUACCGCGGGAUCCGGCGCCGGCCCUGGGGCCGCUGGGCGGCGGAGAUCCGCGACCCGCGCAAGGGCGCGCGCGUCUGGCUGGGCACCUACGCCACCCCAGAGGACGCCGCGCGCGCCUACGACGCCGCCGCGCGCGAGAUCCGCGGCGCCAAGGCCAAGCUCAACUUCCCGCCCGCCGUCGGCGCGGGCGCGCCGGCGGCCAAGAGGGGCCGCAAGGUCCCCCCGGCCGCCGAGGAGAGCUCCGGGUCGUCGUCCUCCCCGGCGGCCGCCGUCGUGGGGCCGCCGGGCGUCGGCGGAGCGGACGAGACGCUGCGCGACUGCAUGUCCGGGCUGGAGGCGUUCCUGGGGCUGGAGGCCGCCGCACUGGAGGGUGGCGCCGCCGACGUGCAGGCCUGGGACGCCGUCGACCUCAUGUUCGCCUAGCGGCUGGCCUCUACGCUCGUGCGUGCCGUUGCCGUGAACGGCCGCCGCGCGCGGCCGCGGCUGCAGGCUGUUUUGCAGCUGCCGUUUUGGAUCGACCGUGCAGUAUUUCUGCUGCCUGCAGGCCUGACCCUGCUUAUGCGUGUAGCGGGAUAGCUAGGAGGCUUGUUUACUAGCUUGUCGGUAAAUAAACCAGAGUGUGAUUAGGAGGAGCUCCAGGCUCUGCUAGUUGCUGCUUGAGCCUAGCUAGAGUUAGUACCAGAGGCUCAAAGAUUACCAGUGAUACUUCGAGAAUCCGGGAUGAGCGAGUGAUCUUGUAUGCUGCUCACGCUUGGGUCACCUCAAGUAUCCCAUUGUAAUCUAGGGUGUGGAAGCAACUUCGUUACUGAUUAUUACUACUUGUUCUAAAUUAUUA
Panicum virgatum (switchgrass) is the source of this 1150-nucleotide messenger RNA. RefSeq names its product ethylene-responsive transcription factor RAP2-3-like. The record is from RefSeq and is a predicted model, not a curated record. NCBI's taxonomy places the organism in Eukaryota, Viridiplantae, Streptophyta, Magnoliopsida, Poales, Poaceae. Gene Ontology annotation, biological process: ethylene-activated signaling pathway; regulation of DNA-templated transcription. Bases 154 to 738 code for a protein of 194 amino acids. The transcript has 2 exons. Gene Ontology annotation, molecular function: DNA-binding transcription factor activity; DNA binding.